GGGUUUGCUUUGGGGGGGUGGGAAGAGGAGGGUUUCUGAGUGCUCCUGGGGAUUAGUGACUACAGAGCGAUGGAGGAGCUGGUGGCUGGUGUGGAGAGGAUCGGGUUUGAUGUGGAGGCUGAUGUGGAGCAGCAGCAAGAAGUCCAGCUCCUACCCUUCCCAGGUCCUCUGUGCAGGUACGAACACACACGGAGGGCGAUGUGUGUCAACUACCUCGCUGGCUUCUGCCCUGAUGGACCCAAAUGCAAAUUUAUGCACCUCAAGGCCAGGCUGAUGAUGCACAGCACAGAUCCAGCGAAGGGAGCAGAGUGUCCUCAGAAGCCAGGACCUGCUGCCAGGGGGGAGAGUGGAUGCGAAGAUGUGUUACCUGCAGAGCCCCUGCUGCAAGUCACCAGCACCACCCUGUCCCUGGCGGUGCAGCCCAGGAACCCCGGCAAUGGUCCCCCCAUCCUACAGUGCCCACCAGAACCAGGCAUCUGCUUCAAGUGCAGACAGAAAGGUCACUAUGUUGGCAAGUGUGGGAAGAAUCAAAUGGAAAUCCUGCUGAGGAAAUGAGUGCUCUCGCAGGGAAAGCAGAAGGAAGACACAGGGAGGUGUACAACAUGAUGGAGCCAGACAGGCCACUAGGACAGCUUCUGGACUAGAAAAGCCUGUUGGCUUUGCUCAGCACUUGCUCUUACAGCUAUUUGUCCAAACAGCAAAAGAGAUAUCACACCUUCCUUAAUGGGAUUCUUCACUGUUCCCACAGCAGUCACUGCCUCCGUCCCCUCCUGCACAGCUGGCAGGUGGCUCCACUUGGACUAGUGCAGCAGGGAGAUGACAUCAGAAGAUUACCAGCCCGCAGGUCUGAAGGGGAGUGGGAAUGGCUUGUGCCUGGGUCAGAGGGAAGUGGGGGUGUGCUGGUCACCUUGGAAACAGGCAAGAAAUCACAAUGUUUAAGAAUGCACGGAACCAACCAGGAAAGAAAAAGUCACAAGGAUUUUAUUGCUGGUAAGAAAGGAGUUCUUCGUGAAACGCCUCUGACACAGUAAUCCUGCACCUCACUUAGAAUAAAGAGUUCACUUUU
Molecule: messenger RNA, 1066 nt
Organism: Gallus gallus (chicken)
Lineage: Eukaryota; Metazoa; Chordata; Aves; Galliformes; Phasianidae
Gene: CPSF4L
Product: cleavage and polyadenylation specific factor 4 like
Exons: 5
Coding region: 70-555 (161 amino acids)
Cellular component (GO): mRNA cleavage and polyadenylation specificity factor complex
Molecular function (GO): RNA binding; zinc ion binding
Source: RefSeq, a predicted model, not a curated record